Messenger RNA from Paramecium octaurelia, 656 nucleotides. Lineage: Eukaryota; Ciliophora; Oligohymenophorea; Peniculida; Parameciidae. The record is from the annotation of a GenBank genome assembly.
AUGUCGUAAGCAAUUGAAAAUACACAAGAAUGUUAACUUACCUUAGAACUACUAGAAAAUGUAUAUUAAUAUUUAAAUAAAGGUAAUUAACUAUUCUAAAAAUUAAAUCCUUAAUAGGACAUGAAAGAAAUCAAUAAACUAUUCCAAAAAGUAGAAAAUGCAAGUAUUUGUUUCAAUAUGAUUUGCCAUUAUGUGGAUUAACUAAAUUUUGAGAAUGAUGAAUUAUUAAAUUCAUAUUAAAAUUUAGAAUAACAAUUAAUUUAAAAAGAAGGCGAAACUAGAAGACAUAUUUCAAUUGAAUCACAAUUGAAAUUAUAUGCUGAAAGUUUAUUGGAGAGUUUUGAAGAGUUUUAAAAAUAAUUAGACAAUUUAAAUUCUUAGAUGAUUGUACAUAUUUUAAUGAUAAGUCCAUUUCAAAAGAAAACAUUUGCCUAAAAUAAUAAAUAAGGUUAAAUAAAAAUGAGAAAGUACUAACCGAUAAUAGUUAAGAGAGAUUUAUCACUCUGAUUUCCUAGUAGAACUAGCGAAAUGGGAUUCCAUAAAAAAAAAGAUCUUUAGAAUCUUAAAAGUAAAAAUGUACUAUUUCUUUCAGAUUUAGGAUUUCAUAGACUUAAUAUCAAGAUAGAUUGUAAAUAAUUUGCAAUAUACUAAAAAAC